AUGAACGGCCAGCUGAUUCCAGGAUUUUACUGGGAUCCAGAGAAGAAGAAAUAUUUCAAGAUCCAGAGCCAGAACGCAGCACGUGGCUUAGACCUCAGGUACUCGGCUGAAAAUAUUAGAAAAGAGGAACGCAAAGAGAAGAUACAAAAAGCCGCUGCUGCUCGAUCUAGUAAAAUUCGGAAAGAAAGAGUUGUUAGACGAAACCCAAACAGCAUCAUCCAGACUAGCAUCGAGAGAGAGCUUGGCUCUAAGCGGCGGUCAUAUUAUUUCAACAAUCUCUGGACAGAUGUUUGUGCUUUCGGAAUCAACACUCGGCCCAAACAGGUCAUUAGUAGACGACCCUGCCAUGCAUCAAUACGGGUUUUCGACAGAGACCCAGUCUCUCGCACAAUAUAUGCAGUUCAAGGAUCCAAUAGCGUCAAUAUGCAGCGCAUACGUACAAAAGAUGAUCCACCAGCCAUGGAAACAGAUCCUAGCGAUUACUACGACCCAUUACUUGCCAGCCCAUAUGCUUUUCACCCAUGGGAUGAAGUGACACGUACUACGUCGACAGCAUCAUCCUUGACCUAUCUUCCAGCUACUGGCGCCCUGGCUGUAACGACAUACGGUUCUGAUCGACCUCCUGAAGUGUGGCUCAGUGACCCAGAGCGCGACCAGCCAUACGUAGGCCAGAAAUUUACACCUAGAGAUUGUACUGCCAUAUGGACCGCCAGCGCGCGACCUACAUCCUUCAACGCACCCCCGACCAUCCCCACCACAAUCGCAGCAUCCCAAACCGAGCAUCUAGCCGUCGCAGCCUCUUCCUCUCUCCUCCUCUUCACCCGCUCCCAAUGCGGAACCUGGGACUCAACCCUCGCCCUCAAACCCCUCUCCUCCGACAUCCUAGCCCUAGACUGGCUCUCCUACACCACCCUCGCCCUCGGCUCCCGCGACGGCUCCAUCCGCCUCUAUGACACCCGCUCCGGGGGAUCAAGCCACAUCCUAUCGCACCCGUACCCGAUCUCCAACCUCAAACGCGCAGACGACGCUUCCCGCCUCGUAUGCUCCGGUCUCGAAGACUCGCUCUGUCUAUACGAUUUGCGAUCUCCCCGCCAGCUACCAAAAUCCAACAACCAGCAUCACCAGAAUUUCCCUAAACGAAGGAAGUACACGCAUGGAAAUCGUAAGGCGGUGUCGACUCCGCUUCUCGUGUUCGAACAUGCGAAUCGCGAGGAACUCGAUUUGGAUAUCGCGGUUCAUCCGCGGUUGGGGUUGUUGGCCGCAGCGCAGGAUCUUGCGACUGGGACGGCGAUUCGGGUUAGUAACUUGUAUACAGGCAAGAUGGUCAGGGAGAUUAAGUGCGAGGGGAAGGUGGGGAAGAAGGGAAAGGGCGGGUGGGAAAGUAUUCGGUCGUUGAAGUUUGUGGAGGGAGAGGGAGAGGAGAGUGGAGGGGUGGAGUUGUGGUCGUGUUGGAAUGGGGGGAUUGGGGAGUUUAGUUGGUGA
Bipolaris victoriae FI3 is the source of this 1482-nucleotide messenger RNA. RefSeq lists its product as hypothetical. The record is from RefSeq and is a predicted model, not a curated record. Gene Ontology annotation, cellular component: Cul4-RING E3 ubiquitin ligase complex. The coding region runs from base 1 to 1482 and encodes 493 amino acids. The transcript is spliced from 2 exons. Gene Ontology annotation, molecular function: protein binding. NCBI's taxonomy places the organism in Eukaryota, Fungi, Ascomycota, Dothideomycetes, Pleosporales, Pleosporaceae.